AUGACAACACCGCUUCGUCCGAUUACCUCAGAGACUCCUGAUCAACACAAUAAACACAUAGUCAAACCUCCUGCAUUCACUUCGAAAGAUAUCAAAGAAUACACCAAAACAAGAUUUACUUCGUUAUGGGUGGGUAGAAAAGAGUUGAGCAAAUACCCAUGGUAUGAAAUUUGCAACCCAUUCCACCCUUUAAUUGCAUUGAACGCUCAUCAAUGGAAUUUCUUCUUUUUAGGGUUCUGGGGAUGGACAUGGGAUGCAUUUGAUUUCUUUAUCACGAGUUUGAAUGUGACAAAUAUUGCCAAUGAUUUACAAGUUUCUACAAAAGAUGUGACAUGGGGGAUUACCUUAGUAUUGAUGUUUAGAACUGUGGGUGCAGCCAUAUUUGGAGCAAUUGGUGAUAAUUUUGGUAUGAAAUGGCCCUAUAUUCUCAACAUGGUGUUGCUUAUGCUGAUCCAAAUAGGGACUGGGUUUGUAACCACAUAUUCUCAAUUUCUUGGAGUAAGAGCAUUGUUUGGUAUUGCUAUGGGAGGUAUUUAUGGAAAUUGUUCAGCAGAAGCUUUGGGGGAUGCACCUAGAAAAGCAAGAGGGAUUCUUUCAGGAAUUUUCCAAUCUGGAUGGCCCUCAGGGUAUUUGUUGGCUGUUGUUUUCCAAAGAGCGUUUGAAAUGACUGAGAAAACAUGGCAGAAUAUGUUUUUCUUCUCAGCAGGAGUACCAGUGAUUUUCAUUACAUGGAGGUUCUUUAAUCCUGAAACAUUUGUUUAUCAACGUCAAAGAGCAAGAUUUAGGGAAGGCGCCAUUCAAAAGGAAUCCAAAAUUGCAGAAUUUAGACAUCAAGCACUGAAAGCUUUAAGAACUUAUUGGAUGAUUAUUAUAUAUAUGGUAUUGUUGAUGUCAGGGUUCAACUUUUCAUCUCAUGGAUCCCAAGAUUUGUAUCCCACAAUGUUGACUAGCGAGUACCAUUAUGGUCCUAACAGAGCAACAGUGGUUAAUGUUUGUGCCAAUUUGGGUGGAAUAUUUGGUGGUAUAAUCAUUUCUCAUCUUUCAACAUAUUUUGGACGACGUACACUUAUGAUUUGUGCUAAUACCUUUGGUGGUGCAUUCCUCUACUUGUGGGCAUUUAAACCCACAUGGAUUACUGCUUUCCUUAUGCAAUUUGGUACUCAAGGUGCUUGGUCAGUGGUACCUAUUCAUUUGAAUGAAUUGGCACCUCCUCAAUUUAGAUCAUUCGUUGUGGGAGUUUCAUACCAAUUGGGUAAUUUAAUUAGUUCAGCUAGUGCCACUAUUGAAGCUACAAUGAAUGAAACGUUGCAUGAUUUGGGUAAGACAAUGGCUAUAUUUGAGGGGGCUGUAUUGUGUUAUUUGAUUCCUAUUUUAUUUAUUGGCCCUGAACAUAAGGGUGCAGAAUUAGGAGUUGAAAGGGAUGAUAGGAUGAGUGUUCAUGGUGGCGAUGAUGAUGAUGAUGACGUGGAAGAUAACAGUUAUGGAGAACACGAUAAGAAGGAUUCAGAAUUCGAGAAAGUACCAGAGGUUGUUGAAGUUGCAAAAGACGGAGGAAAAGUAUGA
Lodderomyces parapsilosis is the source of this 1563-nucleotide messenger RNA. RefSeq lists its product as uncharacterized. The transcript has a single exon. Gene Ontology annotation, molecular function: secondary active monocarboxylate transmembrane transporter activity. The record is from RefSeq and is a predicted model, not a curated record. Gene Ontology annotation, biological process: plasma membrane lactate transport. NCBI's taxonomy places the organism in Eukaryota, Fungi, Ascomycota, Pichiomycetes, Serinales, Debaryomycetaceae. Gene Ontology annotation, cellular component: plasma membrane. The coding region runs from base 1 to 1563 and encodes 520 amino acids.